Gaeumannomyces tritici R3-111a-1 is the source of this 1551-nucleotide messenger RNA. RefSeq lists its product as hypothetical. The transcript has 2 exons. The record is from RefSeq and is a predicted model, not a curated record. The coding region runs from base 1 to 1551 and encodes 516 amino acids. NCBI's taxonomy places the organism in Eukaryota, Fungi, Ascomycota, Sordariomycetes, Magnaporthales, Magnaporthaceae.
AUGCGCUGUACCGACUUUCUGCAGUGGCUCGACGCGAUCCCCGACGGCCCCGGCGCAAACGACAUUGACCCCCCCCCAGACGACCCCCCCGCCCUCGACCGCAAGAGACGAAGGGUCGAGGACGCCCAAGGAAAGGAGGCCGCAACCGGCUACUGCGGCAAGAAAAGGAAAGGGGCCGACCACCGCAGCGAUUUCCGCACACCGCCCCUAUCGCGGACCGUGUCGCGGACCUCGAUUGGACGAAAGAUGGACGAGAGCCAAGAAUCCUGCGGCGAAGCAACCCCGAAUGCGAAGCGACAAAACAAAGGCGGCGGCGCCAACGACAAAACGCCGCGGGCCAGCCUCCUCCUCCUCCAGCGAUCACGCCAACUUUCCCGAGACGGCUCGACGGCUUCUUCCGACAAGAUGAGCGCGGGUAGCAGCCGCAGCCGGAUCACCGGCAGUUAUACGUCGUCGGCCCGCAAGAGGAGGAGAGAGAUGGAGCUCGGGCCAGAUGGGGUUAACAUCCAAAACUUCGCCAGCAUGGGCCACAUGAGCUGCAUGCUGCCGUCGGGGCUUCGGGCGCUUCUCGCCGAGCUCCAAACCUCGGGCUGUGCCGUCGUCUCUUCCUCUCGCCGGCGCGAAAUCCAAGCAGCCACCCUUCCGGGAAUCGAGGUCAUUAGAGACACGGCCUUCUUUGACCCGCCCGAGGAUCAGGGCCGGUUCGAGGCCCAAGAGUCGCCGAGCCUGGCCGACAUCCUCCGCGUGUUAGACAAGGCGGCUGAAUAUGCGGAAAGGGGAUGGGACGAGGCCGGCUGGAACGUAGCCGUUCACUACCCCCUUUUGCGGUUGGCCAUUCCGGAUGGGAGCCAGGUUGAUAUUGCGCCGUGCACAACUGCGGAUAUCCAGCGGCAAUUUCUCCCCACCAGCGCUUCGCGCCAGACGGGGGGGAAAAGGGUCGACUUUUGCAUCACCAUCAACCCGCAUUGGCCCCGUGCACGGUUCGAAUCCACGCCGGCCUCGCGCGCCAUUAAAGGGGUGUGCCGGCAGCUCCCAGGGCUAUCUAUCAACCACACCAGCUACCACCCGCUGGCCGACCGGCCCAUCGCCAUCAGCAUCGAAACUAAGCGCCUAGGCGGCUCCGUCGAAAACGCCGAGAUCCAGCUGGGCAUUUGGCAGGCUGCCCAAUGGAAUAUGCUCGAAAUGCUGACGAGGAGUGAACGCAGCGGCGCCGUGCCCCCGCUGGCCAAGGAGCCAAACCCUUCCGAUUCGCCUUCUUCGGGUCCGGAGCUCACGUCGCUCAACGGCUUGGAUUUUCUGCCGGCCAUUUACAUUGUAGGGCACGAGUGGAAGUUCGCGGCUACAACCAAGAGCAGUACGACUACGGGAGACGACAAGGACGGGACCGAGUCGGGGACCACGCUGUGGACCGAGUUUCCGAUAGGCGACACCACCAGCGUCCUCGGCAUCUACCGCAUCGUGUGGUGCCUCCGGCGUCUUGCACGGUACUCGGUGGAGGAAUUCUGGCUAUGGCACCAAAAAAAUGUCUUGCAGAUGGGUACCGACGCUUAA